AUGUACGUGUACACUAAAAACUUAAGAGGUACACGCUCUAUGAGAGUAAGACCUGUUGAGGAACCAGUAAGUAAAAGUAAGUUUUACAGACAGACGAUUUACGAACCAAUGAAUAAAGGUAGUACGCCAUACGACAUGCAAGGACCAAUAGUACAACGUAAGUCGUAUGAGGGAAAUGAUAAAAACAUACAAGAAACCUCAUUUUCAGAUACUGUUGACAGGAAUAUAAGUACUAAUUCCACUAACUUACCAGCAAUAAUAGAUAGAUAA
Molecule: messenger RNA, 270 nt
Organism: Macrosiphum euphorbiae (potato aphid)
Lineage: Eukaryota; Metazoa; Arthropoda; Insecta; Hemiptera; Aphididae
Source: the annotation of a GenBank genome assembly